AUGCCUCGAAAUCUUGCAGGCCCUCGCCGGUACAGAAAGCUACUGCUAGUCGUCGCCGCGUUGCUGGUCGUCGCGGCCAGAUUCUUUCAUCUCUCGACGGAAGAGAACCCCACCACACAACCCGCGGGAGAAGGACCCUAUCAAGUCCGCCGCGUGGUCGACGGGGAUACGCUCUUGCUGGAAGACGGCACGCGAGUUCGCCUCAUUGGCGUGAACACCCCCGAAAUGAGAACCGACAACGGUGGCCCCCAACCCUGGGCAGUCGAAGCCACCGAGUUCACCGAAUCGUUUGUUAACGGCAAAGAGAUCCGCCUGCAGUUCGACCGCGAACGAUUGGACCCCUACGAACGCACCCUGGCCUACGUCUGGGUCGGCGAUCAGAUGCUCAACGAAGAACUCGUACGAGCGGGGCUCGCCCACGUGCCUGGACACUAUCGCUACUCCUCUUCGAUGCGGCGCCGUUUCGAACAGUUGCUCGACGAAGCCCGCGCCGCCGGGCGGUGCAAAUCGACUGUUAGAAUUUGGCGUUUUCGAGCAGAGUCGCAUCAAAUUCAGACGGAUAUUCUGGGGAGAUUCACGUUGGCUGAGAAAUCGACCACUAAGAUCGCCGUGAUCGGCGGAGACGGCACCGGACCUGAAGUUGCCGCCGAAGCGGUAAAAGUGCUGAAUGCCGUGGCUUCGCUCGAAGGGUUCGACGUCGAACUGACCGAUAUCGACUACGGCGGCGAUCGCUAUCUCCGCACCGGCGAAAUCCUGCCCGAAGGGGCCGUCGAUUACUUGCGACAGUUCGAUGCCAUUCUGCUGGGUGCCGUCGGCCAUCCCGACGUUCCGCCCGGAAUUAUCGAAAAGGGCCUGCUGCUGGAAUUGCGGUUCCAACUCGACCAAUACAUCAAUCUCCGCCCGGUGAAGCUCUUGCCCGGCGUCGAUACCCCGCUCAAAGACAAAGGUCCCGACGACAUCGAUUUCGUCGUGGUCCGCGAAAACACCGAAGAUCUUUACGCUGGCAUCGGGGGCUUCCUCAAGAAGAACACUCCCGACGAAGUGGCCACCCAAACCGCGAUCUACAGCCGCAAGGGCGUCGACCGCUGCCUGCGUUAUGCGUUCGAGUACACGCGGCGUCGCAACAAGAAGAAGAUGCUCACGCUGGUCGCCAAGACCAAUGUGCUCACCUACGGUCACGACCUGUGGCAACGGGCCUUCGACGAAAUGGCCAAGGAAUACCCAGACGUCACGCCCGACUACAACCACGUCGACGCCUGCUGCAUGUGGAUGGUGAAGAACCCCGAGUAUUACGACGUGAUCGUCACCACGAACAUGUUCGGCGACAUCAUCACCGACCUGGCCGGCAUCCUCCAGGGCGGAAUGGGCGUCGCGGCCGGAGGGAACAUCAACCCCGAUCCCGGCGGCACCAGCAUGUUCGAGCCCAUGGGCGGUAGUGCUCCCAAGUACACCGGCAAGAACGUCAUCAACCCCAUCGCCACGAUCAACGCCAUGGCCAUGCUGCUCGAGCAAACCGGCCACCAGUCGGCCGCCGACCGCGUGACCAAGGCCGUGCAGUCUGUAACCGGCACCAAGAUGAAAAGCCAGGCUGCCGGCCGCAUGGGCUACUCGACCACCGAAGUCGGCGAUCUCGCCACCGUGUACGACUGGCUUCUCCAUGGCGGCACGGUAAUCGAUGGCUCGGGCGAUCCCCGCUUCGAAGCCGAUGUAGCCAUCGAGGGCGAUCGGAUUGUCCGCCUCGCCCGCGGCGAAAAUAUCGAAGCACAGCAAGCGAUCGACUGCACCGGCAUGGUCGUCGCCCCCGGGUUCGUCGAUGUCCACAAUCACGACGAGGGCUGGCUUCUAAAGACGACCAACCUCGCUCCCAAGACCUCGCAAGGUAUCACCAGCGAAGUCUUGAUGAGCGACGGCAUUUCGUAUGCUCCUCUCACGCCUGAACUCGCUCCCGACUGGUUUGUCUACCUCCGCUCACUUAAUGGGCUGCGGCUCUGCGACUACGAAGGCUGGCAAUCGCUCGACGACUACAUGUCGUUGCUCGAUCGUCGCACUGCGCAGAACACCAUCACGCAGAUUCCCUACGCCAAUCUACGCGUACUUGCAGCCGGGUGGGGUGAUGGCCUGCUGAACGAUAUGCAGCGGAUGGCCGUUCGCCGCUAUGUUCAGCAAGGCAUGGAAGCCGGCGCCGUCGGUAUCUCAACCGGGCUGGACUAUGUCGCCCAGUUCUUCUCCACCACAGACGAACUCGUCGACGCCGCCAGCGCGAUGGCCCCCUACGACGGACUCUAUGUCACGCACGUUCGCUACAAAGAUGGGCUCCUGCCCGCCGUGCAAGAGGCCGUCGACAUCGCCCGCCGUGCCAACGUCAAGCUGCACGUCUCGCAUUUGAAGGGCCUCACACCUGAAGACACCGACCGGUUGCUCGAGUACAUCGACGAAGUUGCCGUCCACCAAGUCGACUUUUCGUUCGACGUGUACCCUUAUCUGCCCGGCUCAACCAUGCUCAGCGGGCAGGUACCCUACGAAGCCUGGAUCGACGGUCCCCUCGGCGUCAUCUCUCACCUUCGUGACCCGGCGAUACGCACCCGCUUCGCCCAGCACUUGGCCGAACUUCCAUUGGAUCGAUUGGUCAUCGCCUGGGUAGCCACCCGCGACAACGCCCCGCACAUCGGACAAUCGCUAGCCGAGUUCGUCGAAUUGCGAAAACAGCCCGCGGUCGAUGCGUUGCUGGACCUACUGAUCGAAGAGAAUCUGGCCGUCACGUUCGUCUACCGCUUCGGCGACGAUCGGAUCAUGGAGCCCAUGCUGGCCCACCCGAAGUGCCUCUUCGGCUCGGACGGAAUCUUCUUCGCCGAUGGAACUGUACACCCCAGAGUCUAUGGCUCCGCCCCGCGCAUUCUCGGCCCUAUGGUUCGCAAUCGUAAGCUCUUCAACCUCGAAACCGCCGUCCGCCGGUUGAGUGGAGCGCCGGCCGAACGUUUCGGACUGGUUGAUCGCGGCUUUGUACGGGAAGGAGCCUUCGCCGACUUGGUGGUGUUCGAUGAGCAAACCGUCACCGAUCGGGCGACCUUCGAACAGCCGCACCAGUUCUGCGAAGGAAUCUCUCACGUCCUGGUGAAUGGUCAACUGGUGAUCGACCAACAGCAACCAGUGACGGAGACCACUUCGAUGGAAGGCACGAUGUUUGAUCUUACCGACCGCGUGGCGUUGGUCACCGGGGGUAGCAAGGGGCUGGGUAAGGCUAUGGCCACGGCGUUUGCCGAAGCCGGGGCCGACGUGAUCAUCACCAGCCGCCACGAGACCGAACUGCAAGCCGCGCAGACCGAGAUCUCAAAAACCGCCAAGGGACGGGUCAGCUUCAUCGUGGCCGACAUGACCGACCGCCAGGCCGUGCGAGGGCUGAUAGAAAAAGCACUCUCUUCGAUGGGGCAUAUCGACAUCGUGGUCAACAACGCCGGGGGGAACGAACCGCAGGCCAUCGAUGCAAUCACCGACGAGAGCUGGGACAAAAUCAUCGAGCUGAACCUGACCAGUUGCAUGGAACUCACGCGGGGCCUGGUUCCGCAAAUGAAAGAGCGCCGCUGGGGGCGGAUCAUUCACAUCUCUUCGAUCAUGGGCCUGGCUUCGAAAGAAGGUCGCAACUCGUACUCGGCCACCAAGGCAGCCCUAAUCGGCAUGGCGAAAGCCAGCGCCCUGGAUCUCGGCUCCUUCGGCAUCACCGUCAAUUGCCUCGCACCCGGACCUUUCCUCACCGAUCUGCCCGGCAGCUUGCUCACCGAUGAACAGAAAGCCCAAUUUGCCGACCGAACCGCUCUGGGCCGUUGGGGCGAUCCCAAAGAACUCGCCGGCCCUGCCCUGCUACUCGCCAGCGAAGCCGGCAGCUACAUCACCGGCCAACAAAAGCACGAACAGCCCUCCCACAAGAGUCAUCCCAUGCCCGACAACAGCCUGCCCGGCCGCAACGCGUUCCCGCGGUUUCUCGCCAUCCCCACGCGAUGGAUGGACAACGACAUCUACGGGCACGUGAACAACGUGGUCUACUACUCGUACUUCGACACGGUGAUCAACGAGUUCCUCAUCAACCACGGCGGUCUCGACAUCGCCCGCGGACCAGCCAUCGGCCUCUGCGUCGAAAGCAAAUGCCAAUUCCACCGCGAACUAACCUUCCCCGAAACCAUCGACGCCGGCCUCCGCGUCACCAAACUCGGCACCACCAGCGUCCGCUACGAAAUCGGCCUGUUUCGACAAGGCGAAGACACCCCCGCCGCCACCGGCUACUUCGUGCACGUAUUUGUCGACCGGGAGAGUAGGAAGCCAACACCCGUACCAGAGGGGAUACGGGGGGCGCUCGAGAAGCUAGGUUAA
Molecule: messenger RNA, 4362 nt
Organism: Cladocopium goreaui
Lineage: Eukaryota; Dinophyceae; Suessiales; Symbiodiniaceae
Source: the annotation of a GenBank genome assembly